AUGCACGGUUACAGCUCAUCAGAAGAGUCAGACGACCCUCGUCGUCCGCGCUCGCAACCGGCCUCGUCAGGCAACAACCAGGACCAGAAGAAGAAGCGGAAGAAGAGACUGCCGCCCCAGCAGUCCAUCAACAAAGUAUGGAAGAAAUUUUCGAACCGCAAGUUUCACAAGGCACUUUCAGUGCUUCCCUUUGACCCCGUUGUCGCACCGCGGUCGGGGUUGGAUCGGCCGAACGAGUUGAUCUCGGAAGGAUACGAGCGGGCUGCUGAAGAAUGCCGACGCAAGGUCCAAAAGAUUGUUAAGGAGUGCAAGAGAGUCAAUAUGAGAUACCGUGACCCUGGCUGGGAUCUGGACUGGGAUUUAAAGUACGAAAAGGGUAACACGCUCAACUACAUUGGCACCAACAAGUUUGAGGUUAGCAGAUCUACUCUGCUGGGCUCCAAAGCUGUCGUCCCAAAGGCUGUUAAGAGAGUUCAUGAGAUUUUCGACAAGCCCACAUUCAUGGGCAAUGUCGACGGAAGCGAUGUGAAGCAAGGAGGCCUCGGCGACUGCUGGCUGAUGUCCAGCUUGACUGCAUUGGCUAGUGUCAAAGAUGGCGUGAAGCGCUGUUGCGUCGCCUAUGAUACCAAAGUUGGUAUUUACGGAUUUGUCUUCUACAGAGAUGGAGAGUGGGUCUACUCAAUUGUCGACGACAAGCUGUAUCUCAAGUCUCCCUGCUGGGACUCACCGAGCAUGCAGCGUGACCUCCUCCAGCAGAUCGACCGCGAAGAUGUUGAAUCUGUCUAUAGAAAGACAUAUCAGACGGGCUCCAAGGCACUGUUCUUUGCCCAGUGCAAGGACCAAAAUGAGACCUGGGUGCCGCUCCUGGAGAAGGCCUACGCGAAAGCCCACGGAGACUAUGCCUCGCUUUCGGGUGGAUGGAUCGGAGAGGGCUUGGAGGAUCUCUCCGGUGGAGUUACUACUGAGCUGCUCACGUCUGACAUUCUCGACCUUGAUGAAUUUUGGGACAAUGAAAUGUCCAAGGUCAACAAGGAGUUUAUGUUUGGCUGCUCGACGGGCCUCUUGGACUAUGGCUACGGACAGCGUGAUGGCAUUAGUGAGGCCCACGCUUACGUUGUCACCGAUGCCCGCACUCUCAAGUCAGGCCAACGCCUGGUAAAGCUCCGCAACCCCUGGGGAGAAAUCCGCAAGGGCCUUUGGGAGGGUCCAUGGAGCGACGGCUCCAAGGAGUGGACCACCGAAGUUCAAGAGGAGCUGGGACACAAGUUUGGCAGCGACUCAGUGUUUUGGAUCUCCUUUGAAGACUUGGUCCGCAAAUACACUCACUUUGACCGGACUCGCUUGUUCAGAGACCCCGACUGGCGCUGCUGCCAGCGGUGGAUCGGCGUCGACGUUCCGUGGAAGGCCGAGUAUCAUGAAAAGUUCCGCAUCAAGCUGACCAAGGACUCUCCGCUGAUUCUCGUUUUAUCUCAAUUGGAUGGCCGAUACUUCAAGGGUCUUCAGGGCCAGUAUAGCUUCCGCCUCCACUUCCGCCUCCACUACGAAGACCGACCUGAUGCGGAAGAUUACAUUGUGCGAUCUCACGGCAACUACUUCAUGAAGCGAUCAGUCUCAGUGGAGCUUCCUGAUCUCCCCUCUGGAAACUAUACCGUUUAUCUCAAGGUAACUGGUCAGCGUGACCAGGAGCAGCCAUCUGUGGAGGACGUGGUCAAGAGAGAAAGCCAAGGCCGCGUCGAAAACGAAAAGCUUGCCCAAGUUGGAUAUGCUUACGACUUGGCGCACAGCAAGGCGUGGGAGCACAUGGACAAGGUCGCCAAGAUCCGCAAGCAGCGAGACCAGCAAAAGGCCUCCUCGUGCCGCCAGCAGGAGCGCCGCAGGCAGUGGGAGAGGCGUCACAUCAGCCGUGAUAUUGCUAAGAAGCAGAAGCAGAAGAAUGGCGAGAAGAAGGAGCGGAGGAAGGAGCUCAAGAAGAAGGAAGCCGAGGAGAAGAAGCGACCGGACGUUGUUGAGCCCACUGUCGAGAUCAAGCAAAAAUCUGAGGAUGCGGAAGAGAAGGAUUCCCUGGCCGCAUCAAUCGAUGCCAUUGAUGUUGGCAAACUUUCGCUCAAGGACAUCAAUGACGGCUCAGAUUCUGAUUCUGACGAAGAGAAGAAGGAAGACGUGCCGCCGAUUAGUGGAGCUCCCCCUGCCUCGGAAGACGCAGCUGAUGAGCCCAAGCCGGCUGCUGACGCUGAGGAGAAGACUGAGGAGAAGACAACACCAGCUGAAGAUGCCCCGGCUGUAGAAGAAGAAUCAGAUGGAGACUCAUCCGACUCCCCAGUCGAGGACUGGGAAGAGCUGUAUAGCAGCGACGACUACACACGCAAGCCCAGAUCCUUCCCGUAUCCCAGCCCUGCAGCGCGGGACGACUACGAUACGGAGGAAGAGAAGAUGCCGGCGCCGUGGAACGCCGUGUGCAUUGUGGGCAUCCGCGUCUAUUCCAAGGACGAUGAGCUGGAGCUCCUGACUGUAAUGGAAGGUGGUGAGCUGGAUGGGAUGGGCACCAAGGGCCAGGCGGAUCUUGAUGAUGCGCAGAAUAAUGCCGGUGGCGUGGGCCUUACGGAGGAGGCGGGAGGAAGCAUUGGUCUUUCAGUAGAGUGA
Messenger RNA from Trichoderma breve, 2640 nucleotides. RefSeq names its product calpain family cysteine protease domain-containing protein. The record is from RefSeq and is a predicted model, not a curated record. Gene Ontology annotation, cellular component: cytoplasm. NCBI's taxonomy places the organism in Eukaryota, Fungi, Ascomycota, Sordariomycetes, Hypocreales, Hypocreaceae. Gene Ontology annotation, biological process: proteolysis. Gene Ontology annotation, molecular function: calcium-dependent cysteine-type endopeptidase activity. The transcript has 4 exons. The coding region runs from base 1 to 2640 and encodes 879 amino acids.